Glossina fuscipes is the source of this 2204-nucleotide messenger RNA. RefSeq names its product putative sodium-coupled neutral amino acid transporter 11. NCBI's taxonomy places the organism in Eukaryota, Metazoa, Arthropoda, Insecta, Diptera, Glossinidae. Gene Ontology annotation, biological process: amino acid transmembrane transport. The record is from RefSeq and is a predicted model, not a curated record. The transcript is spliced from 11 exons. Gene Ontology annotation, molecular function: amino acid transmembrane transporter activity. The coding region runs from base 363 to 2039 and encodes 558 amino acids.
AUAAAAUUUAAUUAUAACCCUAAGAAAUUCCUUUAGAAACUUUCUCAAAAUUAAAAAGUGAUUGUGUUUCUGUAUUCGCGCUACCGGUUUAAAAUAAUGAACUUAAAUUAACUUAAAAGCAACAAAAACAAGGCAAGCUAAGUUAAUUUUCUCGAACUUCACGACCCAGCGUUUAAUAAAAGCCCGAGAUGUACGCCUAAAUUAAGUCUGCAAUAGUUUGAACCUUCUGUUAAUCACAAGGAAAACAGUCUCUCUUACUGCGAUACGGCUGCUCUUACUCUUACAGCGAAGUGCUCUAAUAGGAUAAUUGAAAAAUACUUAAUCAUCAAGAAGACACCGGAACUAAAAAAAUAAAAAGCAAAAUGAGCGAAAGGUUUGCGGCUAACGAAUUCAGUUAUAUCCUUCAACGUCAGGAAAGUGAUGUUUCCACCACAGAAUGUUAUCCAUUUGAUGAUUUCAACAAUUUAACGAAGAAUGACCACAAACAGCAGUCACAAUCAUACACGAGUAAUCAGCACCAGGAACAGCAGCAGCAGCAACACUAUUAUAAUAAUCAGCAAAUACAACAGCCUUUCUAUAGUGGCGCCACUAGCAUAAAUGAUGAUGAUGGUGGCGGCGGUAGUAAUGAGGGUGGCACCGCGAAUAUGCAAUCAUCGCCGCAACAACAACAGAAACAGCAAACGUCUCAUGAUGCCGCCGUCCUCGGUGGUCUGGGUGAAGCAUUGUCCACAUUGCCUCAGGCGUCCUUCAACUACAUCAACUCGAUUGUGGGAAGCGGUGUAAUUGGAAUUCCAUAUGCUUUUCAUCGUGCUGGCUUUGGCCUUGGGCUUUUAUUGCUUAUACUUGUUGCCUAUAUUACCGACUAUUCGCUCAUCUUAAUGGUCCGAUGUGGUCAUAUAUGUGGUCGGUUUAGUUAUCCUGGCAUUAUGGAGGCAGCCUAUGGUAAAUAUGGUUACUAUCUACUCUCUCUACUUCAGUUUAUGUAUCCGUUUCUGGCCAUGAUUUCGUAUAAUGUGGUAGUGGGUGAUACAUUGUCUAAAGUGUUGGUGCGUUUUUUCCCCUCAUGGGGUGCAUCAAUGGGUGCCGUUCGUUUGGGUGUGGUAUUCUUCGUAACGGUCGGUGUUGUCGUGCCACUAUGCCUUUACAAAAAUGUUUCACGUUUAGCUCGAGCAAGUUUCAUUAGUUUGGCCUGUGUGGUUUUUAUAUUGUUUGCCGUCAUUAUUAAACUAUUGUCGGGCGAUUAUAAAAUAACUGAUACCGCAGAUUCGUGGACUUUCGCAAAUUCGGAUGUAAUACCCGCUACUGGCAUUAUGGUUUUCGCAUUCAUGUGCCAUCACAAUACAUUUCUCGUUUAUCAAUCGAUGCGUGAUGCUACGCUGGAACGUUGGGAGAAAAUAACUCAUGUUUCGAUUGGUUUUGCAUGGACGGUAGCCGCGCUUUUUGGCAUUGCUGGUUAUUCAACAUUUCGUGCUUUAUCACAAGGUGACUUGCUUGAAAAUUACUGCGUGAACGAUGACCUUAUGAAUUUUUCACGUAUUCUCUUUUCAAUAUCGAUAUUGUUAACGUUUCCAAUUGAAUGCUUUGUUUCACGUGAGAUUGUUCGGGCUUUGGUGCAUCGUUUCGUUUUAAAGGAACCAAUUAGUGAAUUUACUCAAGAUAAGGAUCCUAAACGAGAGAAAGGUGCCGAAGUAGAUGAAUAUUCAAAAACCAUUACAUUGGCUAUAGUGUUUAGCGCAUUUGUGAUAUCGCCUAUGACCGAGUGUUUGGGUUCGGUUUUGGAAUUAAAUGGCCUAUUGGCUGCAAUACCAUUGGCUUAUAUAUUGCCGGGUCUGGCUUAUAUACAAAUGGAUCCGCAUCCCCUAUUAACACGUGAAAAACUUCCAGCUCUUGGUUUAGUAGUAUUCGGGGCAUUAGUUACAAUUUUGGGGGCAGCUGUUCUGCUGCCUAGCUUAAAUGGUGACUGCCGUGCCGAUAUUGUAAUGGAUUAUUGUAAGCCGAACUUUGCUGAGAAAACUUCCAAUGCUACCUUAAGAGAUUAAAUCAAAUACACUUCCCACCAGCCCCUAAUAAUUUCUAUGAUUAUAUUUCGUAAUGCAAUUUUUUCGUUUUAGUUGAAACUUGUGAAAUGACCGAACUUUUCAAUGUAUGAAAUUAAUAAACUCAUUUUUAAUUUGUUCAAUUUCUUCUAUUUGUUGAACAAUCUU